CUUCGUCUCAUCGGCUAGAAAAGCGUCAUGGUUCCUCCGAGGAAAGGCGAUUACCUAGGCCGGAGCGAGGGCUCGGAUCGGUCUCCUGACGAAGACGAAUCGGCCUCGCCCUCGGCGGAUCUUUCUUCGGGGACAAAAAGGGUCAGCCCCGGCAGAGACGCUUUCGCCCGGAGACUUAGAGAUGUCCUUAGUGGAGAAUCGGAUGACUGGGAGGCCGCGGUGCUGCCGUGGCUCCAGGCGCUGGACCUGCAUCUUCCUGGCGCCUGCCGUGCGGACGAGAGAUCGAAGCCUCUGCUUAAGCUCAACGUAUCAGGCGGAUCGGCGAAGGAGAGGCUUCUGGUGCAGUUAACCCAGCAUUUUGAAACAUCGGAAGUAGGGAUGUUAGCAAGGUGCUUGUGCGUUCCUCUUGUUUCUGUUCGUGUAGGGAAGGUCAUGAAGCAAGGGAACAUUCUAUGCCCGAUUGAUAAAAGGGGGCAACUAAAUCUCAACCUCUUGCCAUGUUCUAACAUGCGCCUCUCAUUCAUUGGGGAUGAUGGACGUAUAGAGAGAUUAGCUGUUUUGAGUAAUGACUGUGAUAGUCCUGAUGUGGUUAUCGAAGAGAUAUAUGCUGAUGCUUCUGGUCGUUCCUUCCUGCUAAAGCUACCUGGACCUCAGAUCUUAUAUUAUUGGUGCUCAGAGAAGUCUAAGAGCCAUGGACUUGAAUUGCUUGAUAAGAUGAAAGAUUUACUUAGAAGAAAGCCCUCUUUGACCUGUCUUACCGGAAUCUCUGAAUCACACCUUGAUUCAUUUGCAACUCACCUUCAUGCAUAUCUUCUCGAGUGCUUGAGCAGUGUAGAAGUUAGUCCAGCUGCCUCUGGUCUCAGUGAAACUGAAUGUCAGCCUUCAUGUUCAGUUUCGAGAUUGUUGCGUCCACGCACUAUGUCAGCACAUGCUGGAAAGGUUCAUUCUUUAUGCCAAGGCAGUCUUUGUCGAAGGCUAAACUGCUUCAAAGAUGAAAAGCCAAGAAUAUCAUCCUCCAUCCGGACAAGGGAGAAAGUGAAGCGCCAUGGAGACGCCCAUCUGAGCACAUCAACGAGAAGCUCUGAACUGAUUGCUUCAGUUUCUACUUCAAGUACAGCUGUUGUGUAUUUGAGCAAACAGGAGAAUGACAAUCAAAGUGACACAGAUGGAAGUUCAACGCUAUCCAGUUGCCUUCCUGAUAUCCCAUCAUUGCCUUCUCCUUUCGCAUCAUUGAGCCCCGUCUCUAUUCAUCUACCUCUUUCACAGAUUAUUAGUAGUUCAAGUUCCUUUUCUCCCUACUACUGCUGGUGUCCCCCUUGUCCAUCUUCGCUGCACCCUUUCCAUAUCUCAACAACUCCUGAGUUGAUGCCCCUUCCACCUUUGUCUUCUUUGUUGCCCGUUGUUUCAUCCACAGGGGCAUCUGUUCCAGCUAAGCUGCCUAUUGAUGUUGCCGAGCUUCAAGCUCUGUCUCUCCCUAAUCUUGUUUCCGUUCCAUUAAUUCCUUCAUCAAUUUCUGUGUCAUUGAGUUUGCCAUGCUCACAACUUCCCAUCUUUACACCUUUCAUGUCUGAUCCAAUUGUCCACAUCCCGGUGAUCGAUUUUUGUUCCUCUGGCCAAGCUUAUCUUGUUAGUGCUGGACUGGCUAUAUCUUCUGUCAUUUCGCCUCUGCUUCCAGGUCUUGCUACUCCUCUGAUUCCAAAAACAGAAUCUUUGAUGGAGAAGAAUGCCAGAGAGAUGCUUCAUAUGCUUAUGGCUUCAGCACCUACUGUAUCCGGCCCACAGUUGAUGAAUGUUCUCCCUUCAGUGCUCAACAAUUUGGACAAAAAGUUUUCUUGUGCCAAUAAGGUGAACAAGCAUUCUGCAAUUACUAGCAGCAGCCAGUUGUUUUGCGAUGGUUUCUCUGAUAAGGAUACUGUUUCAACUGACUUGCCUUGCUUGAAUUUUCAUUCCAGAGGAGCUCCACUCCUAAGUGUUUCUUUUAGAUUUGACAUGGCCGACCAUUUUGACAACAAUGACAUCGAUGAACCACCAUACCAUGACAAUGAACCUUGAUGUUAAUGUCAUUAGAUUUUUGCUGUGAUGUAAUGAAAAUUUUUGAUACUCGUGCAAUUAAUGUUCCAAUUUUUUA
This is a messenger RNA of Zingiber officinale, 2128 nucleotides long. RefSeq lists its product as uncharacterized. The record is from RefSeq and is a predicted model, not a curated record. Lineage: Eukaryota; Viridiplantae; Streptophyta; Magnoliopsida; Zingiberales; Zingiberaceae. The transcript is spliced from 5 exons. Bases 28 to 2052 code for a protein of 674 amino acids.